CUGAGACGCAAAAAUAUGUUUCAAGUAGCCAGGGCAUUGGCAAAGGUGCAGAGUCCCACCUUAAUGCCGCAUUGGAUGCCCAGUCUUCUUCGCCUACCUCUACUCUGCGAAAAACCGCAGAACGACUUUACGACCGAUGUAUGAAGGGUGCGGUGAAUGGUACAGCAGUCCUGCGUCACUCCGAACCGAAGAUAAAAGCAACAAACGCACUAGAACAAACGUAUGACGUGGAAAAGCUGAAAAGUUGCACUCAUCUGGAAACGCGGUCCUUACUAGAUUUAUACGACGAAUCGGGGUCGUUCAGGGAGUUGUACCAACGACCGACGACGGCGGGGAACGCAGCACGGUAUCCUGAACAAAUCAAAGAGCUAGUAGUUGAUGUGCGUGGAGGUCGUACAGAUGGAGUUCUUGGAGAAACAGAUGCAGAUACGGGAGGCGUGAUAAGAAAAAAAGUGAAGCAGCGAGGCAGUGAGACAGUGAAUAUUAUGUGGGGUGGUUGAGGUUCAUCUUGGAGUAAAGCACCUACUGGUACUAGGCGUGGUGCCCAAACCACGCAUAUCUAUGACUUUAUCUUCAAAGUGGGAUCGAUAAGCACAUUGAAAAGUUCUCAGACAUGCGAAAUAGAUAGCAGGUCAAGUAGAAGUAGAAACACAAUCUCGAAGAGGAAGAAGCCGUCUUCUCUAAGAAGCUGCUCGACUGGAACCCAGGUGGAGUCUUUCCUGUCUCAACUAGUGGCCGUUUCUGGUGGUGGCAUACGCUGGAAGAUGUAGUCGAAGACCAUGAGCCGGGUGUCACCUGCCGUCAACGCGCUACUGAAUUUGGUGUAGAAAAUCUUCCACGUGGCCUGAGAAGUCGGAUUGAUGAUGUUGUUGAAGAAGGUGCUGAACGUGAAGGUAACAUCGUGAAAAAUCCGGCAGAACCACAGCUGGGUGUCGAAAGGGAAA
Messenger RNA from Amoebophrya sp. A25, 944 nucleotides. Lineage: Eukaryota; Dinophyceae; Syndiniales; Amoebophryaceae. The record is from the annotation of a GenBank genome assembly.